Molecule: messenger RNA, 789 nt
Organism: Camelina sativa (false flax)
Lineage: Eukaryota; Viridiplantae; Streptophyta; Magnoliopsida; Brassicales; Brassicaceae
Product: outer envelope pore protein 21A, chloroplastic
Biological process (GO): regulation of monoatomic anion transport
Molecular function (GO): voltage-gated monoatomic anion channel activity
Source: RefSeq, a predicted model, not a curated record
UUCUUCCCGAGAAAAUCAACUGAGACAAAAAAAAAAAAAAAAUGGAGACUUCUCUGAGAUAUGCAACCAAUUCCAGGUCUCUGAAGAUUCAUGCCAAGGAAAGGUUUCCGGUGAACUCCAAAACUCGCCUGCAGCUUCAUGGAGAGCUAGAUACAGGAGCUGGAGUGCCAAGUUACUUCUGUGCAAUGAUUAGACACUUUUUCCCUCAGGCUUCAACAAGCCUUGGAGUUGGUUUGCAUUAUGAUAAACGGGAAAAGCUUCGGUGUCUUGUACGUGGGAAAAAAAAGUUUCCUGUGAUAACUGAUGAGCUUGUAACCUUUAAUAUCAAAGGAAGAUGUGAUUUUGACCAGGACUUUGUUCAGAGGAACGCUAAAGGAGCUGCUGAAUUUGACUGGAACAUAUGGAAGUUUCAGAAAGAUCAGGAUUUACGCCUCAGAAUUGGCUACGAGAUGUUUGAGAAGAUCCCUUAUAUGCAGAUUAGAGAAAACAAUUGGACUUUCAACACGAAUUUGAAAGGAAAAUGGAAUGUGAGGUUUGAUCUGUGAUGAGUACUCAUGAACAGAAACACCGAAUAGUAAGAUCACAUUUUUCAUAUUUGUAACAUUUUGAGAAUUGUUUUACGGAUAGAAAAAAAAACUCACUUUAGCUCAACCAACUGAGAGCAAAUUCAGAGAUCAUACUCUUGCUAUUGUCAUCUAGGCUCAUAUAGCUAUUUCUAUGUCUAAUAGAAUCCGUAUCUAACUAGGUUUGACUAAAUGUGUGGUCUUAAAACCCACUAAUUGUAUGUUC